Molecule: messenger RNA, 2269 nt
Organism: Sinocyclocheilus rhinocerous
Lineage: Eukaryota; Metazoa; Chordata; Actinopteri; Cypriniformes; Cyprinidae
Product: probable E3 ubiquitin-protein ligase MID2
Exons: 10
Coding region: 52-2208 (718 amino acids)
Biological process (GO): protein localization to microtubule
Cellular component (GO): microtubule
Molecular function (GO): zinc ion binding; microtubule binding
Source: RefSeq, a predicted model, not a curated record
UGACCAGCUUCUGUGGGAUUUGAUGUCACCUUUAGAUCGGUUCAACUGAAGAUGGAAACACUGGAGUCCGAGCUGACGUGUCCAAUCUGCCUGGAAUUGUUUGAGGACCCCCUCCUGCUGCCCUGCGCCCACAGCCUGUGCUUCAACUGCGCCCACCGCAUCCUGGUCUCGCACUGCUCCAGCACCAAGCCUCUCGAGUCCAUCUCCGCCUUCCAGUGCCCCACCUGCCGCUACGUCAUCACGCUCAACCAGCGCGGCCUGGAGGGCCUGAAGCGCAAUGUGACGCUGCAGAACAUCAUCGACCGUUUCCAGAAGGCCUCCGUCAGCGGGCCCAACUCCCCCAACGAGAGUCGCCGGCCGCGACCCUACAGCGCCACGCUCGGCGGGAGCACGAGGGGCAGCCCCGCCAGUAGCGCCAUGUCCCUAGAGCGUGUCGGCUGCCAGUUCUGUGAUCAGGAGCCCCCGCGGGAGGCCGUCAAGACAUGCGUGACGUGCGAGGUGUCGUACUGCGACCGCUGUCUGCGGGCCACGCACCCCAAUAAGAAGCCCUUCACCAGCCAUCGUCUGGUGGAGCCGGUGGCGGACGCUCAGCUGCGUGGGCUGGCCUGCCUGGAGCACGAGAACGAGAAGGUCAACAUGUACUGUGUGGUGGACGACCAGCUGAUCUGCGCUCUCUGCAAGCUGGUGGGACGGCACCGCGAGCAUCAGGUCACCUCGCUUAGCGAUCGCUUCGACAAGCUCAAGGCUUUUCAAGUGAGCCCUGCCAGAGUUUCUGAAGCGGUUAUGGAGGCAUCAAAGACAAGCGCCGCGCAAACCUUGGGGAAUAACUUAACCAAUCUGGUGAAGAGGAACAGUGAGCUGGAGAACCAGAUGGCCAAACUCAUCCAGAUUUGUCAACAGGUGGAGGUGAACACAGCCAUGCAUGAAGCCAAGCUGGUGGAGGAGUGUGAUGAAUUGGUGGAGAUAAUUCGCCAGAGGAAACAGGUCAUUGCUGUCAAGAUCAAAGAGUCCAAGGUGAUGAAGUUGAGGAAGCUGGCCCAGCAGAUUGCGAACUGCAGACAGUGUCUAGAGCGCUCGAGUGCCCUCAUCACACAGGCUGAGCACAGUCUGAAGGAGAACGACCACACCCGCUUCCUCCAGACGGCCAGGAAUGUGGCAGAGAGAGUUGCCAUGGCCACCGCCUCCUCCCAGGUCCUCAUCCCAGACGUCAAUCUGAACGAGGCUUUUGACAAUUUUGCCCUUGAUUUCUCCAGAGAAAAGAAAAUUCUGGAAGGACUGGAUUACUUGACAGCACCCAACCCUCCAUCUAUACGUGAAGAGCUCUGCACGGCCUCGCAUGACACCGUAACAGUGCACUGGACCUCUGAAGAUGAAUUCAGCGUCACCUCCUAUGAGCUUCAGUACACCAUCUACACUGGCCAGACCAACUUCAUCAGUCUGUAUAACUCUGUAGAUAGCUGGAUGAUUGUGCCCAAUAUCAAACAGAAUCACUACACAGUCCACGGCCUGCAGAGCGGCACCCGUUACAUCUUUUUCGUGAAGGCUAUCAACCAGGCAGGCAGCAGAAACAGCGAACCUGCUCGACUCAAAACCAACAGUCAGCCUUUCAAACUGGACCCCAAAACGGCCCAUAAGAAGCUGCGCCUCUCCAAUGACUGUCUGACCAUGGAGAAGGAUGAAAGCUCCCUGAAGAAGAGUCACACUCCGGAGCGCUUUAGCGGAACCGGAUCCUAUGGUGCCGCUGGCAACGUCUUCAUCGACAGUGGCUGCCAUUAUUGGGAGGUUUUACUGGGCGCCUCCACAUGGUACGCUCUUGGAGUGGCUUACAAGUCAGCACCCAAAAACGAAUGGAGCGGCAAAAACUCAUCAUCUUGGGUUUUCUCACGCUGCAACAACAACUUCCUGGUGCGGCACAACAACAAGGAGUCGAUCGUGGAGGCGUCCCUACAGCUGCGCAGGGUCGGGGUGCUGCUGGACUACGACAACAACGCCCUGUCCUUCUACGACGCCAUGAACUCCCAGCACAUAUACACUUUUGACGUUUCCUUCCUGCUUCCAGUGGCUCCCACCUUCAUGAUCUGGAACAAGUCAUUGAUGAUCAUGUCAGGGCUGCCCGUGCCUGACUUCGUGGACUGCAGCGAACAGCAAGAAGGCAUCUGCCGCCAACAGGAUUCACCCUAUGUGUCCGGAGUGAAGAGCUGCCACUGAGGCAUCAGUUAUUCCAGAAGGUUCCCUCACCCUUCUUCUUUUCCUGGUUUUCAUAACUAGG